This is a messenger RNA of Myxocyprinus asiaticus (Chinese sucker), 3191 nucleotides long. Its product is annotated as SH2 domain-containing adapter protein E-like. The record is from RefSeq and is a predicted model, not a curated record. Gene Ontology annotation, molecular function: phosphotyrosine residue binding. NCBI's taxonomy places the organism in Eukaryota, Metazoa, Chordata, Actinopteri, Cypriniformes, Catostomidae. The transcript has 6 exons. The coding region runs from base 558 to 1862 and encodes 434 amino acids.
UUGUCGCUUGGAGUGAAUAUACCGGGAAUGGGAUCUUCAGCGAGAACUAAGAAAAACUUUCAAUUUUUCCGUGUUUAUGCCCUCCAGAGACUUCUCUUUAUCUUGCGGGAAUAAUCGUGAGAAAAUAGCGAAUAUUAUAGGAAACCAAUGUGAAGAAUUGUAGUAAAGUUGCGAGUGUAAACAGCUUCCUGAAAAGAAUUACGAAUGGGAUAAAUUUGGUAAACAAGUCAUUGAUUAAAACCAUUUUAAUAUUCGGAACCUUACCCUGGCUAAAUUUGGCAGAUUCAAUUUAGUCAAUUAAUUCAAAAAGAAUUGUUUGAAAAAACUUCCAAUCCUGCGUAAAAGGAUUGGACCAAUGGAACGCACGAUAAAGUGUUGUUAAUUAGGUUAUAAAAAAAAGUUCAGAGGACAAAAAAAUCUAUAUUUAUAUCAAUAUUUAUAAGGGCCACAGUGAGUGAUAUUUUGGAAGUUCAAUAGUUUUCUGAAGGCGUUGCGAGUGUGUAUGGAGAGUGGCGUAGACACCUGUGCGUAUUUGUUGUUGUAUACCAGAGGCGGACAUGGCCAAGUGGUUUAAAGAUUUCCCAACUAGUCUGAAGACAGGAUCCGACAGGAUCCGUUCAGCUUCUGAAUCGGGAACUCAGUCCCGUCCCAAACCUGUUCUGACAGUCGGUACUGGUUCGAAGGGGAGUCUGCGUAAAAAUUCUGGAGCGGACAACGGUGGCGGUGGCGUGGGCUCUCUGCUCCACAGAAGAAAUCGCAAAAAUUCGGCCAUCGAGCUUGGACGGAACCAUUCAAGCACCGGUUCGAUGAAAGACGGGAAGAUUUGGGAAAUUCUGAUCCCUGGAAAAAGUAAGAAGAAUACUAAAAUGGAGGGAUUUGAAGACCAUCGCACUCUGCGGACAACCAGCCUGGCUGACGCAUACAUGAGCAGAAUGAUCAAAGUUAAUGAUCCAAAAUCAAUUACAGGAGGAUCAUCUCCAGACAGUGAGCGGGUAAAGUCAUCAAUCAAAACAGAAACGAUUAUUUUGGAGGAUUAUGCUGACCCUUUUGAUGCAGAGAAAACGAGGGAACAGAGAGAGGCUGAAAGGGAAGGAGAAAAUGAUGGCUACAUGGAGCCCUAUGAUGCCCAGCUCAUUAUAACAGGGAUUCGCAGGCGAGGAUCGAAGGACUUGCUGAAAGUGUGCAUAGUGUUAAACAGAGGAGAAGGCGAGGGGUCUGGACCCCCACAGAUCUAUGAUGUCCCAUAUGAGGAGGUUCUGGAAGGCAUUCCAUUGACCCGGCAUGAAUCCGAUUCCAGACCACCUGCAGAGCAUGAACUGCCUUGGGAGUGGAAGAAGGAGCAGAUUGUUAAAGCACUGUCAGCUCAGUUUGAUAGAGUUGAUCGUAUGUCUAAGGAAGAGUCUGGUCUUCCUAAUGUGAAACAGCAGACCCUGAGACAUAAGAGCUGGACCCCCAAAUCUCUGAAUCCCCCCUCCCCAACUUCCCCAUCAUUGCCCUGCACCACCCCAGACAGUGAGACCCCGAUAGUCGACCCCACUCUGCCCUUGGAACAACAAAGCUGGUAUCAUGGCAGUGUGAGUCGUCAGGAGGCAGAGGCUCAGCUGCAGCACUGUAGGGAGGCCAGCUUUCUGGUGCGAGACAGCGAAUCGGCUACCAGCAAAUACUCCAUUGCACUCAAGACGAGUCAAGGAUGUGUGCACAUCAUCGUCGCACAGACUAAGGAGUGUGGUUACACACUGGAAAAGAGCAGCUGUGUGUUCCCAAGCAUUCCAGAAGUGGUUCACCACUACUGUACACAGCGAUUACCCUUCACUGGGGCAGAACACAUGACCCUACAGCACCCUGUACCAUGCACAAACUAAACAUAUGCACACAUACAUGCUGAACUUACACACAUACAGUGUUUGCGGUUGUCUGGUGCAAAGACAUGGUUUUGCCCUGGUGCCUGCCACUGCCAGCAAACCACAGUUUAAAUAUUAAAAGGGAUAGUUCACUUAAAAAUUUAAAUUCUGUAAUCAUUUAUUCACACUCAUGUAGUUCCAAACCAGUAUGACUUUCUUUCUUCUGUGGAGCACAAAAGGAGAUGUUAGGCAGAGUGACAGCCUCCGUCACCUUUCGCUUUCAUUAUAUGGAAAAAGAUGUUAUCAAAGUGAAUGGGUGACUGAGACUAACAAGCUGCCUUCUUUCGUGGUCAUAUGUGUUUGAACAACAUGAAGGUGAGUAAUUAUUGACAGAAUUUUCAUUUUUGGCUGAACUAUGCCUUAUUUCAUUUUUUCCUACUGUAUGUAUGUAUGUAUGUGUGUGCAUGGGAAUGUGCGUGGGAUUUUCCUUAUUUUAAACCAAAGUGAAACCAAAAAUUUUAAAUCGCAUUUCACACAUGAUGACACCAGAGAGAUAAAGGUAGAAAAUAUAUUUCACCAAUACAAAACAUAAAUUUACAUAAUGUUUAUCUGUUGUUGACUUUUUUUUAUUAAUUUAAAAAGGAAAAAAAAAAAUCUGUUUCUCUUAGUGCCUAUGAUUGCACUAGCCUCAUAAGACUCGCUCAUCAUCGCCCCUUUCUGGCAGCAGUGCCAAACUGCAACUGUAUCACUUAGGCAAUUGAUGUCAAUUUGUUACUUUUCCUAUUGACUUGCCUUAGUUGUCGUCAAGGGACAUGGAUUUAACUGUCUGCAACAACAAUUGUUCAUUUAAGUGGACAAAAUCUCUGUUGCACAGCUCCUGUUUUAAUUUCUAAGGUCCGUAGUAUAGAAUUAGUUUAGAAUUGUAGUUUAAUUAUCAUAUUGUUGUAGAAUAAAAAACAACCUUCAGAACAAAACACUACAGCAAAUUAAUCUGGCUUGUUCAUCAGAAAAGUGAGUUACUGACGUUGAUUAGCUAAUGUUCUUGUCUGUCCGUGAUAAAACUUACCAUUGAUUGGUUUAAGUUUGGUAAAAAGGGAACGUUAAAUGGCUUUACUGUCCAUGCUGUAAUACUUGGAUUCAUGGUGUAAUUAACGUGGCACUGAAUCACUGCAGUGAUUAUAUUUAAAUUUAUGUUUGUUUAAAAGGAACAGUUUCCAUUUAAUUAUGGUGAAAGACCAUGUUCACUGAAGAUUUUGCCUUUGUACAAUGUGAGACAAUGUAAUGUGCAAAGCCUGAAAUAAAGCAGAUGAUUUUAACAAUUUAAAAAAAAAGUUUCUCACUGUCACACAA